AUGCGCCCCUCCACCCCACUGUCCGCGGCCCUCCCGCCGCUCAUUAUGGGCACCGCAACAUUCAAUUCCCAAUACAACGCCGAUCCCUACGCCCUCCCAACAACAGAACUCGUGCAGCGCGCACUAUCGCGCGGUAUUCGCGCUUUCGAUACAUCCCCCUACUACGGCCCCGCCGAAGAACUCCUCGGCCGCGCACUCGCAACAGAAACCGUGCAAACCAACUUCCCCCGCGAGACAUACCACAUCCUCACAAAAGUCGGACGUAUAGCAGGCGCUUCAUUCGACUACUCCCCCCAAUGGAUCAGACACAGCGUGCGCCGCAGUCUACGCCGUCUACACACAGACUACCUGGACGUAGUGUACUGCCACGAUGUGGAGUUCGUGACGCCCGCAGAAGUCGUCACAGCCGUACGGGAGUUGCGCCGUCUGCGCGAUGAAGAGGGCGUUCUGCGCUACGUAGGUAUCUCUGGAUAUCCGGUCGACACACUCAGCGAGCUGGCGGAGACGGUGUUGCGCGAGACGGGCGAGCCGCUGGAUAUCGUCAUGUCGUAUGCCAACUUCACGCUGCAGAACACCCGGCUACACUCGCACGCCCUGCCCAGGCUUCUUGCCGCGGGCGUAGAUGUUGUUCCUAACGCUUCACCGCUGGGAAUGGGGUUGCUUCGUCGUGACGGCGUGCCGAUUGGCUCAAUGGGCGAUUUCCAUCCUGCGCCGAACGCCCUGCGCACUGCUAUCCGCAAUGUUUCAGACUGUGCGUCGCGACACGGCGAGAAGCUCGAGGUUGUGGCGAUUCGGUUUGCGCUGGAAUCGUGGAUGCGCGUUGGCGCACGGGCCGGCGGUCUCGGUGCGCCGCUUGCGCGUGCUGCGGACGCCGAUCCAGGGUUUUUGUCAGUUGCGAAUAUGGGCACGGGGAGGAGACUGGGUGUCAGCGUUAUGGGUGUUAGCAACGUUGCGGAGUUGGAUGAGACUUUGCGCGUGUGGCACAGUAUCGUUGAUGGAUUGGAGAAUUGGAACGAGGAUGAUGAAGGCUCGUAUUUCGAUACUGGGUUGAAAUCAACUGGCCCGUCGACUCCUAGCCUUGUUCCAGCGAGCGCUGUUCCAACGGCUGCGAACGCUAGUAUCCUCACGCCCCAGGAAGGUCUCGUCACGGACCGUGCCUGGUCUCGCGCGCGUGGCGCUCAUAUCUUGCAACUUGCACGAGAGAUUCGGGAUAUAUUGGGCGCAGAGUGGGUUGAUUAUGUCUGGGCUAGUCCGUCGCCGGACUUUGUGAAUUCGUUGUCCGAGGAGCAUAUCGCCGCUAUGCAGAAGAUUGCAGCUGAAGAGAAAGCAGGACGGAAGAUGGAGAUUUCUAUGCCCGGGGGUGCUGUUAACGAAGAUCCUAUGCUGACACCACCAUCUGAUGUGGAGAAGCAGCUUGCUUAA
Penicillium paradoxum is the source of this 1422-nucleotide messenger RNA. Its product is annotated as D-arabinose 1-dehydrogenase (NAD(P)(+)) ARA2. Gene Ontology annotation, cellular component: cytosol. Gene Ontology annotation, biological process: dehydro-D-arabinono-1,4-lactone biosynthetic process. The transcript has a single exon. Gene Ontology annotation, molecular function: D-arabinose 1-dehydrogenase [NAD(P)+] activity. The record is from RefSeq and is a predicted model, not a curated record. Bases 1 to 1422 code for a protein of 473 amino acids. NCBI's taxonomy places the organism in Eukaryota, Fungi, Ascomycota, Eurotiomycetes, Eurotiales, Aspergillaceae.